AACAUCGCGGCCCCACCGCCGCCCGCCUUCCCCCCCUGCUGCCUGCCAGGGCCCGGAGGCGCCCGCCGUUCCUCGUCCCGCUGCCUCGCCCCUCCUCUGGCCGCCCGCAGGUGAGACCAGCCCCAGGGCGGCGCUGCCGCGGCCCGCCCGCCUGGUCUCGGCCGAGAGAAGCACCUGUGGGAUCUGCGAGUUCCCACCACCGCCAGGAUUGACCCAAGGACCAUUUCAUCCUGCAAGAAUCGGUUAGCGAGAUCUGCAUAGACUUGUUCCUAAGAGAUAACAUGUCUGAGAUUGACUAUGAGAAGUUAGCUGAAAUAGAACUGCAGAAAGAUGAAGCGGAAGAUACACAGUCAGAACAGGAAGAAACAAACACGUCUCCACCACUUGAGGAUCCCGAGUUAAAUAUCAAUCACCCUUACUAUGACGUUGCGAGACAUGGCAUCAUCCAAUUAGCAGGUGAUGACAAUUCUGGAAGGAAGGUGAUUACCUUCAGUUGCUGCCGUAUGCCCCCCUCCCAUCAGCUCAAUCACACCAGAUUGCUGGAGUACUUAAAAUAUACUCUGGACCAGUAUGUAGAGAAUGAUUAUACAGUUGUCUACUUCCACUAUGGCCUGAAGAGUCUGAAUAAACCAUCUCUGAAAUGGUUACAAACAGCCUACAAAGAAUUUGACAGGAAGUAUAAGAAAAACCUUAAAGCACUCUAUGUUGUACAUCCAACCAACUUCAUAAAAAUACUGUGGAAUAUCUUUAAGCCUCUUAUAAGCCAUAAGUUUGGGAAAAAGAUCACCUACUUGAACUAUUUAAGUGACCUGAGAGAGCAUCUCAAAUAUGACCAGCUAAAUAUCCCUCAAGAAGUCAUUCGACAUGAUGAAAAUCUUCGGAGGAAACAGAAGGGAAAACUGCCACCUGUGGUUAAGGUUCCGCCGCCACGGCCACCUCUACCUACUCAGCAAUUUGGAGUCAGCCUGCAAUAUAUCAAGGACAAAAAUAAAGGUGAACUAAUUCCCCCAGUAAUGAAGGAAACUGUAUCCUACCUAAAAAGAAAAGGACUACAAGUAGAGGGCCUCUUCAGAAGGUCAGCCAGCAUCCAGACUAUCAAAGAUAUUCAGAAACUUUACAAUCAGGGCAAGUCUGUGAAUUUUGAUGAUUAUCAUGAUAUCCAUAUUCCUGCUGUUAUCCUAAAGACUUUCCUUAGGGAACUCCCUCAGCCAUUACUAACGUUUGAGUGUUAUGACCAUGUCCUCGGAAUCACCAGUGUGGAGAGCAGUUUACGAGUCACCAGAUGUAAACAAAUUAUUCAAGGACUUCCUGAACACAAUUACGUUGUUCUGAAAUACCUGAUAUGCUUUCUCCAUAUGGUUUCACAGGAGAGCAUAUAUAACAGAAUGACAGCAUCCAGCCUGGCCUGUGUCUUUGGUUUGAAUCUGAUCUGGCCGUCGAAAGGAACAGCCUCCCUGAGUGCUCUGGUACCUCUGAAUCUCUUCACGGAACUACUGAUAGAUUUCUACACUAAUAUAUUCAACUCCCGAACAGUGCCUGGUGAGAUCUUACCUUAAUGCUCCAAGAAAGGAAAAUGGAGUAGAAUAUGAAAUCCUGAGGGAAAGAAAGGCCUCUGUGCCUCAACUGGUGGGAGCUUUAUAUUCAGGGAUCUCUCCUGCCAAGAAAACUGUCAAUACAGAGUAAAGUUUCUAUAGCUUUCCAAAUACCAAAGAUGUUGGGAGAAGCACACUGCCCCAUAUAUUCUCAUCACAUGGGGAAGAAGGGAGAAUAUGUACAGGAACAUUCGAAGACCAAUAGGUCAGAGUGAAUCCCCUUGUUAAACUUGAGCAGCUAACAAAAACUAGUAUGUUAAAAAAUCAUGACACCACGUGCCAAUCUGUCAUUUCUUUGGGAAUCUGGAGACCUUAUGUGUGGCAUUAUUUUCUGGGACCAUGCACAGCUAAGUUUUGGACCACUCCUGAAUUUACAGCUUUUUUUUUUUUUUAAUUUGAAUACAGGUUUUUAGAAAAUUCUGUAUUAAGUUAAUAAAGAUGGAAUCAGUUUUUAAGAUA
Messenger RNA from Columba livia (rock pigeon), 2051 nucleotides. It is a transcript of the gene ARHGAP8, whose product is annotated as Rho GTPase activating protein 8. The record is from RefSeq and is a predicted model, not a curated record. The transcript has 13 exons. Gene Ontology annotation, biological process: small GTPase-mediated signal transduction; negative regulation of endocytic recycling. Gene Ontology annotation, cellular component: cytoplasm. Bases 282 to 1556 code for a protein of 424 amino acids. Lineage: Eukaryota; Metazoa; Chordata; Aves; Columbiformes; Columbidae. Gene Ontology annotation, molecular function: GTPase activator activity.